AAUUGUGCGUGAGGUUGGUAUUUGUAGUUUCCUUGGCAUGGUGUGAUAUUGCGGCAUUUUUUGCUUGCUUAAGUUAAUUCAAGGAAAAAAAAGUACGGGGGUACUUUACUUAUGAACAUUUUAUGUUGGCUGAACCAUCUGACCAUAGUGUCCUUGGAAAAUUUGAAUUCUAGUGGUCACUCUAUUUAACAUGCUUUAAGUUUUCUGUUUAUAUUAAUUUUCUGACUCUGUUGCUUUAGUGACCAUGUCAGAUGUACUUCAACUGUUAAUAAUUGAAUGUACUAUGGAAAUUGAGUAAUGCAGCAUAUCUGAUAUAUUAUUUGAUGGAAAAUGAAAUUCUCGCCUUAGUUAUAUGUACUAUUUACUAGGUAGUCCUUCAUUUUACUUCUAUGUCUUUUAGGAAUUAUUUCUUUCUAUCGAUGGCGUAUAUUAAUGUAAAUGGAAUAUAGUCAAUCUUCAGAUAUAUCUAACUGCCUUAGGAAUAAUUUUUUCUGGUCAGAACUGAUAAAAUGUUAUCUACGCCUCAGUGCGACAUGAUUUCAGUUUAGUUGCUAUUUUCUGUGAUCUGGUUGCCAACCAUCCCAUUGUACAGACAAGGCCCUGUUUUGGAAGUGGGACAAGUUUCCUGUUUGUGUUCCAACUUCCAAGCAGUGCUUAAUAUUUUUUUUGCAUUGUUUUUCUAACUAUUUGAUGAAAUAAGAAAUCAAAGAGGUUUCAUUAGCUAGUACAGAGCCUUUUUUCUUUGUCAGGAAAUUGCUAUGCCAUGAUGUUUCCUUAAUUGAAAAUAUACCUCCCGUUGUUACUUUAGUCCAGCUCCUUGUCAUCCAGAUUGAUUGUUCAAUUUGAGAUUAUGUGAUAUGCUAGAAAAUGUAAUGGAUAUCUUUGCAUCUCAUUUUGGGGAAAGAACCCUCCCCUUUCCGGACUCUCUUUAAAUCAUGCAUUUCAGUUCUCGAUUUGUUAUCUUAAAAAUGUUAAUGGAAGCUAGGAAGGAUCAUGUGGAAUUUAUGAUGAUUCUCAUUACUUUUGCUACUUAUUAUAUUUAAUAGGAAGUGUGGAAUUUAUUAAUGUCUUCUGCUCAUAAAUAAUGCGAGUUUCAAGUUAUUAACUGCACUACAUUUGCUUGGUAAGGAUUAAGGGGGUUCCUUUGUGCGCACUUAGUUGUAGGCAUGCCUACUUCAUAUCUGAUCUCCAGCUGUUGACUACAUUAUACCUUUCAAAUAUGGUAUUGAACAUGUGCAUCUGUAAAGCAUUCCCAUUUUGGUACAUGUCCACAUGUGUUGGACACAUUACAUCUUGUGCCAUACUGGGACAUAUGUGUUAAACACAUUGCUUUGCUUCUUACCUAUGUUGUUUUAGUGAGUAAUAAGGAUAAGGAUGCCAGAUGAGUAAUGCUGAGUAAUUGUCAAAAUCUUAAAGAGGGAGGGUAAGCAGAGUCUGCCACACCAUCCGCUCAUUCCCAAUCUUAACCGUGGGGACGCCUCCAGCAGAUAUAUCAAAUGUGACAACGUGUCCUUAGGAGCUUAACUAUCCUCUUGAGGGGCUUUGGGCUUAACAAUGUAUUGACGGCAAUGCUGGCGAGCCGGCAUAGCAGCCUAAGGAGCAACUGUGUCGCUGAAAAGAAACAAGGACCUGAUCUGAGUUCAGGACAGAGGGAUGGGUGUGGACAGAAAAGACAGAAAAGGUCGAUUUGGAGAAUACCCUUGUAGAUGAGAGCCAAAGACAGUCAAAAGAGUACGGAUCCACUUCUAGAUCAAAGAAUGAGAAGUAUAGUGGUAUGAUAACCGAAGGAAGUGCUAGUGAAUCUGAUGAUUAUAAUGAACCACAAGAUCCAGCUGAAGACGAAACUGACGAUGAUGAGAAUAUAUAUUUUGAUACACGAGAUUUCCUGUCAUCAAGUUCUUUUAAAAGCAGUGGAUCUGAUUUCCAAAGAUCAGAAGCUGGUUCGGAUGAUGAGGAUGAUUAUCCAAUGGAUGGUAUUGAUACCUCUAUGAAAUCCGUUGGAAUUAGUUACCCAUAUGUCAGAAGGCGUAAGAAGCUGCCAGAUCCAGUCGAGAAAGAGAAGGGUGUAAGCUUGUGGUCAAUGAUCAAGGACAAUAUAGGAAAGGAUCUAACCAAAGUUUGUCUGCCUGUUUAUUUCAAUGAACCACUCUCAUCUUUACAGAAAUGCUUUGAAGAUCUUGAGUAUUCCUACCUUAUUGAUCGCGCUUAUGAAUGGGGGAAAAGGGGCAAUAGUCUGAUGAGGAUCCUUAGUGUAGCAGCAUUUGCUGUUUCUGGCUAUGCAUCUACGGAUGGAAGAAGCUGUAAGCCCUUCAAUCCACUUCUUGGGGAGACCUAUGAAGCAGAUUAUCCAGACAAAGGCCUCCGUUUUUUCUCAGAAAAGGUUAGUCACCAUCCUAUGGUGGUUGCAUGCCAUUGUGAGGGAACUGGGUGGCGGUUUUGGGCAGAUAGCAACCUAAAAAGCAAGUUCUGGGGUCGCUCCAUUCAACUUGAUCCUGUUGGUGUGCUAACCUUGGAGUUCGAUGAUGGUGAAGUUUUCCAGUGGAGCAAGGUGACAACUUCCAUUUACAAUCUCAUAUUGGGUAAACUGUAUUGUGAUCAUUAUGGUACUAUGCGAAUACAAGGCAAUAAUGAAUAUUCGUGCAAGUUGAAGUUUAAGGAGCAGUCAAUUAUUGAUCGUAACCCACAUCAGGUACAAGGUGUUGUUCAGGACCGAAGUGGUCGAACUGUUGCUACACUCUUUGGGAAAUGGGAUGAAAGCAUGCACUAUGUGAUGGGUGAUUGCUUUGGAAAAGGCAAGGGAUCUGAAAAUUUCUCAGAGGCCCAUUUGUUGUGGAAAAGAAGCAAACCACCUAAGUUUCCCACCAGAUACAAUUUUACUCGCUUUGCAAUCACAUUAAAUGAACUUACCGCUGGAUUGAAGGAAAAACUGCCACCAACAGACUCUAGAUUGCGACCAGAUCAGCGAUGCCUAGAGAAUGGUGAGUAUGAAAGAGCAAAUGCUGAGAAGUUGAGGCUUGAACAGAGACAACGACAGGCACGGAAGAUGCAGGAGAGCGGGUGGAAACCUCGGUGGUUUGCAAAAGAUAAAGCUACCGACACAUACCGCUACCUUGGUGGUUACUGGGAAUCCAGAGAAAAGGGCAGCUGGGAAGGCUGUCCAGAUAUCUUCGGACAAGUUCCUAACGAUUUGAUGAUAACUGACUAGGCUUUGAGUAGGUUACAGGUCUUCUGGUUCUCUGCUUUUAUUCUUUCUGUGGGAUCACUUGAUUCCAGAUUUUUUAGCGGUUUAUAUUAGAGCAAUUAAACGGGUCUUGGCCUGUAAGGAGAGGCUGUGCUUCAGACAUAUUGUUUUCGUACAUAAUAAGUGAGGUUCGUCCAAAGUGUCGCUUCGAAUCAGUGUUUUCUUGUGAGGAUUGCAUGCUCACAAGUUCAGAGUGCUUUAUCAUAGGCCAUCUGUGUAUACCAGACAUGUAAAAUGUUCUGAAGCGCAAAAGAAUGAAAUUCAGCA
Molecule: messenger RNA, 3508 nt
Organism: Oryza sativa Japonica Group (Japanese rice)
Lineage: Eukaryota; Viridiplantae; Streptophyta; Magnoliopsida; Poales; Poaceae
Source: RefSeq, a predicted model, not a curated record